Molecule: messenger RNA, 927 nt
Organism: Schizosaccharomyces cryophilus OY26
Lineage: Eukaryota; Fungi; Ascomycota; Schizosaccharomycetes; Schizosaccharomycetales; Schizosaccharomycetaceae
Product: glutathione S-transferase Gst2
Exons: 1
Coding region: 41-730 (229 amino acids)
Source: RefSeq, a predicted model, not a curated record
CAGCCAACUCAUAAUAUUCACUUCCAACAUUCUUGAAGAAAUGGCUCAAUUUACUCUCUUCUCUCAUAAAGGAGGUCCAAAUCCUUGGAAAGUAGUUAUCGCUUUAAAAGAAUUAAAUCUUUCUUACGAACCCGUCUUCUUUGAUUUUGAAAAAAAUGAGCAAAAGAACGAACAACACCUUUUUUACAAUCCCAAUGGUAGAGUUCCUACAUUAAUUGAUCAUCAAAACAAUGAUUAUGCAAUCUGGGAGUCCGAUGCUAUUUUGGCAUACUUGGCAGACAGGUACGACAAGGAAAGAAAGAUUUCUUUACCUCAUGAUCAUCCAGAGUACCAUCAUCUGCUUCAGUACCUUUUUUUUCAAUCUUCAGGUCAGGGUGUCAUUUGGGGACAAGCAGGCUGGUUUAACUUAUUUCAUCCAGAACCUGUUGCGUCGGCCGUUAUUAGAUACAGAAACGAAACAAAGCGUGUGCUCGGUGUUUUAGAAAGAAUUCUCCAAAACAAAGACUAUCUGGUCGCUGACAAGUACACAAUCGCCGACGUGGCUUUUAUUAACUGGAACAGUAUGCUACCUUCGCUUUUUGGAAAAGGAAGGCAUGAAUUCAAAGAAGAUCUUCCACAAUUGGAUUUCGAAAAGGAGUUUCCCAAGACCUAUGCUUGGCAUAAACGUCUUACUGAGCGUCCCGCCGUCGCUGCGACCAUAGCGGAACGACAACAAGCUCUACAACAAUAGAUUGGUUGAAAAGCACUUUUUAUUUCUAAGUAUUAAUUAAAACGCGCAAUUUUUCUUAAGUGAACGAAAAAAUUUACGGAAACAUUGCGUUUUGUGAUGACUUUUACGGCAUUCAGUAUUAUGAAUGAGGUUCAUUUGAAUCAAUUGGUAGUUACCUAUUUUAAUAAUAUCCCAAUUCUCUGUAUUUUCUUCAUAUA